GGACUGCCGCCUCCCGGGGCUGCCCGCAGCGCCCAGCCACCAUGAGUGAAAUUCCUAAAGACUCCUUGAAGGCCAUUCUGUUGGAGUUAGAAUGUCACUUUACAUGGAAUUUACUUAAGGAAGACAUUGAUCUGUUUGAUGUGGAAGAUACAAUUGGGCAACAGCUUGAAUUUCUUACCACAAAAUCCAGACUCACUCUUUAUAACCUGUUGGCCUAUGUGAAACACCUAAAAGGCCAAAAUAAAGAUGCUCUAGAGUGCCUGGAACAAGCAGAAGAAAUAAUCCGGCAAGAACACUCAGACAAAGAGGAAAUACGAAGUCUGGUUACUUGGGGAAACUAUGCGUGGGUAUAUUACCACAUGGACCAGCUCAAAGAAUCUCAGAAGUAUGUAGACAAGAUAGGGAACGUUUGCAAGAAAUUGUCCAGUCCUUCUAACUACAAGUUGGAGCGUCCUGAGAUUGACUGUGAAAAAGGAUGGGCACUCUUGAAAUUUGGAGGAAAGUAUUACCAAAAGGCUAAAGCGGCUUUUGAGAAGGCUUUGGAAGCCGAACCUGACAAUCCAGAAUUUAACAUCGGCUAUGCCAUCACAGUGUAUCGGCUGGAUGAUUCUGACAGGGAAGGGUCUAUAAAGAGCUUUUCCCUGGGCCCUCUGAGGAAAGCUGUUACCCUGAACCCAGAUAACUCCUACAUUAAGGUUUUUCUGGCACUAAAGCUUCAAGAUGUACAUGCAGAAGCUGAAGGGGAAAGGUAUAUUGAAGAAAUCCUGGACCAAAUAUCAUCCCAACCAUAUGUCCUUCGUUAUGCAGCCAAAUUCUACAGGAGAAAAAAUUCCUGGGACAAAGCUCUGGAACUUUUGAAAAAGGCCUUGGAGGUGACACCAACCUCUUCUUUCCUGCAUCACCAGAUGGGACUUUGCUACAGGGCACAAAUGAUCCAGAUCAAGAAGGCCACACGCAACAGACCUAAAGGAAAGGAUAAACUGAAAGUUGAUGAGCUGAUUACAUCUGCUAUAUUUCAUUUCAAAGCAGCUGUGGAAAAGGAUUCUAUGUUUGCAUUUGCCUAUACGGAUCUGGCCAACAUGUAUGCUGAGGGAGGCCAGUAUAGCAAUGCUGAAGACGUUUUCCAGAAAGCCCUUCGUCUGGAGAACAUAACUGAUGAUCACAAACAUCAGAUCCACUAUCACUAUGGCCGCUUUCAAGAAUUUCACCGUAAAUCAGAAAGUACUGCUAUCCACCAUUAUUUAGAAGCCUUAAAGGUCAAAGACCGGUCAUCCCUACGCACCAAAUUGACAAGUGCUCUGAAAAAAUUGGCUAUCAAGAGACUCAGUCACAAUGGUUCAGAUGUGCAGAGUUUAAGUGCCCUAGGGUUUGUUUACAAGCUGGAAGGAGAAAAGAGGCAAGCUGCUGAGUACUAUGAGAGGGCCCAAAAGGUAGAUCCAGAAAAUGAAGAAUUCCUUACUGCUCUCUGUGAGCUUCGACUUUCUAUUUAAAUACAUACUUUAGGAAAUGAGUUCUAAGUUUUUCUCUCCAUUUGGGUCAUUAUAUUUUUUUGUUUGUUAUUUUAAUCCAUUGUUCGUUAUAGAGCCAAUUUUUUUGAGUGGUUAUGUACCAAGCAUCAUGCUAAAUAUUUUAUAUAUACGUAAUGAUGACUGACUGUUUUGCUGUUUUCUUUUUUUUUAAAAAUUAAACUAAUAUAAUCCAUUGAGAAACAGAAACAGUUCAGCUAUUGUAACUUUUAAAAAUGGUAUGGCCAUUAUGACUUUAUACCCUUUAUCUCUGUUAUUUAUAAUAAUUUUUGAUUAAAUUUUGUCAAAUUUUCCAUAUUACUUACACAGUGAGUAUAAUUCUGCAUAAACCCUGACACCUAGGUCAGGAAUACUCUUUCGGGAGUGCAGAAUUAUAUUAGUUAAGCUCUUAACUAUGUAGCUUGCAAAAGAUGGACCCUUCCAGUAACAGAUGUUCUGACUUUGAUGAGAAUAUUUAACCAUCAACCUGAUAGUCACCUAAAGAAUCCUCUUUGUUGAAAGAAAAAAGUUCAUAAUAAUAAAAAGCUUGUCAUCUGUGGUGACUUCAAUAAAAGGAGAAAAAACUAGAAUAGGAAAAAAAAAAAGAUUUCUUCAAAUACAGAACUUAAGGGACCCAUGAGAAAUCACAAGUAUUAUUUCCCAAAAUGUUCAGUAAGUAGCUAGAAAUAGUUGUGAGGGAAAAAAUGAAUAAUCGAAAAUCACGUCUCACAUUUCUCUGGUUCUUUUAACAAGAGGAAUGAACCUAAACUAAUCUAGAUGAAAUUAAUUUUAUUCCUUCCCUUUAAAAUUCCAGUUGUGUUUAGGUUAAACUCAUUGAAAUAGAAAGCAGGCCAAUUGAGAAAUUGGGAGAAAUGAUAAACAAAUGGGUAAAACAGAUGUCCUUAACCUAUAUCCCUAGAUUACCAAGUUUCUGUGAUUUGGUUUUAGGUCUGGACUGGAUUGUUCUCAUACUCCCAAUUUCUGGCCUUUGGUUGGUUAACUGUUUUAGUAUUCCAGAGUUACUUCUGUGAAUCUUUUUCUUUUGUCUGAAGUUUUCAGAUUGAAAUGUUUUCCUAUAGAUCCUAGGAAUAGUUAAGCCUUGCUUUCAGUUUUGAUUUAUCCAUCUUGAAAGGUCACUGUUUAAGGGCUCUUAUCCCAGGGGACAUUUUUAAUUGGGAUGUUGCUAAAAGUAGUUUCUCUAAUGUUGUUUCUUUGAUUAUAGACUACACAAUUAUAUUUACCACCACAGUAUUAGUGGAAAAGUGUGCCAUGUGAUUUAAUUCUCCAUACCUCUAAUGUAGCUCUUAAAACUACUGUAUACAUGUUUGUGUGUUUUUUACUUUUUGUUACUGUUUAAAAAUUUUUUUUCUAUUAUGGUUGUGUUAUUAUAAAAGUAAUGAAUUCUCAUUGUAAAAUUUCAAACAUAACAGAAGCAUAUGAGUUUAAAAGUAAGAGCAUCCCCCUCACCCUUCCCUAAUUCUAUACCCUCAUGGUAACCUGUUAACAAUUUAGUAUGUAUCCUUCUAGAUAUUUUUUCUAUGCAUAUUCAAACAUACAUCCAUACUGCAAUGUAUUUCAUAAAUUAAAUUUUUAAAAAUGUUUGUUUUACUUAAGUCCCUGCUGUUUUUGUUUAUUUUGCUCAUUUCAUUUGUUUAUUCAAGAAGGAAGAAUGGGGAAGGGAAUGAUUUUUACUUAAGUUCAGAAAUUCAGGACUGAAGUCCUGACCUAUCAGUAGAAGCAUUUGUCACAUUUCGCGGCAAAUUCUUUUCCCCUGUUGGGAAUAAUGUUGUAAUUAAGGUUGUGUUCCCAAGUAGGAAAUUCACACACAAUAUAAUACAGUAUGAUAUCAAAACAAUAAUAUAGCUGUAAGCCUCUAUUUAAAUAUUUAGACUUUAAAGUCUAUUAAGUGACUUUAAAAUUCACUAGAUAUUAUAACAUACCAAUAUAUAAGAAAGUAUAAAAUCAGCAUAUGAAAAUACAACUCUAUAAAAUACUGAACUAAAAUUAGUCGGUAAUUGGGCUUGUCACUAAUUGGGCUUGUCUUCCUAAAAUUUUAAACUAUUUAGAGAUAAUUUCAUAGAGCCUUGGUUUUAAAAAAGACCUCAGAGUUUGUUCACCUUUAUCAAUUAACCAUCAAAACUUAGAGCUUGAAUUACCUUCCUAAAUGAUAAUUUCAUCUUCAGAUAGUCCUUAUUCUUAGAAAUUUGUUCCUUCCAUUUAACUGAAGACUUUUGGCCUGAAGUUUACACAUAUUGGGCUGUCUUUAGGGACCUGAAAGAUCUAAUUCUUUUGAGAGGUGAUAUUUUAUAUCAGAACUCUUAGUUGCAAAUGGCAGAAAACCCAUCUCAAACUGACCUAAGCAAAAAUGAGAAUGUAAUGGCUGUUGUAAUUUAAUAGUCCAGACGCAGUACUAGUUUCAGAUAAAUUUAAAGGGAUAAGUGAGUCACCAAAUAUAUAUCAGUGGCUAUUAUUGUUAAUCAAGUGAUACUGAGUAGCCAAAAACCAAAUGUCUACUAUACAUGUCUUAAAAGUAUUUGAAGAAAAUUGCUCUAUGUCCCCUAAAAAUUCUUUUAAGUUAAACAUGCUAUUUUCUUUCACCCCAUCCCCAUCUCCAUUGUGGUCAAUUUUAGUUCUCUCCAAAGUGUCUUUGUCCUUUGCUAGUGGUUUGUGCUGAGAGGUUAACUUAAUACCCAAAGUGAAGUUUUAGGACUAUGGUAGAAUGAUCCUUCUUUUUUCUGUAAACUAUACUUCUAUUAAUGUAGCCAAAAUCAAAAUUUCUCCUUGGUAUCUACCCAUGUGUUGGUUUUUCCACACAUGCCAUUUUAAGGCAUGUUUUCCACAUUCUGUACCUGAGCAUUUAUUUUUAAAGUGUUUUAUGUCACUUGGUAGCAUUCAGCACUUCAAUUCAGAUAACAUGUACCUCUUAAAGAAGUUGAGAAAAAGUUUGUAUAUAAAAUGCUAAUCAUUGCAAAUAACACCACAGAUGAUGGAAAA
Messenger RNA from Ailuropoda melanoleuca (giant panda), 4499 nucleotides. It is a transcript of the gene IFIT5, whose product is annotated as interferon induced protein with tetratricopeptide repeats 5. NCBI's taxonomy places the organism in Eukaryota, Metazoa, Chordata, Mammalia, Carnivora, Ursidae. Gene Ontology annotation, cellular component: cytosol. Bases 42 to 1490 code for a protein of 482 amino acids. The transcript has 2 exons. The record is from RefSeq and is a predicted model, not a curated record. Gene Ontology annotation, biological process: defense response to virus. Gene Ontology annotation, molecular function: protein binding; RNA binding.